CUCACGAUAGAGACUGUUCUUUCUAGGCACAAAAAAGAAGAAAGAAGAAAGAAAUGCUCGGCUCGUUCUUCUUGUCGUCUCGUUUUUUUUCAACACUUUGAGGCUGCUAUAAAAAGGUGGCAUUAGUUUAUUAUAAUAUUUUUUGUGCGUCUGAUGGAAAGGUAAAAAAAAGUUUCCGCAACAAAGACACUCGUUUGCCCGAUUAUCGAGUAGUGAAUGAAACUAGGCAAACAUCAUUCGAGGAUAUUUUUUCCAACACGAAAUCGCUUUGAAACUGUGGGUUGAACUGUCGUCGAAGCAUACGCACUGAGAUGAAGGUGAUGGUGGUGUUGAUAACUGUUCUGCUGGGGUUCUUCUCCUUCUGUUCAGCUCAACUAGAUGGUAAUGAUUGCACUAAGGCUUCAGCUCAGUCUUGUGGUGAAUGUAUUCAGGUUGGAGAAAAGUGUGGCUGGUGCACCUAUGAGUCCUUUCUGAAGCAAGGUGAAUCAAAAUCAACACGCUGUGAUGAAAUUGAGGCUCUGAUUAAGAAGGGCUGUCCUACGAACAAUGUGGAAAAUCCUCGAGGGACAGUCGUGGCCAAUGAGAACAAAACGGUCACAAACCGUAAAAAAGAUGUAGUCGAGAAACUGAAACCGGACCAGAUCACUCAGAUUCAACCUCAGAAGCUCACACUGAAUCUAAGAGCAGGUGAGCCUCAAAAAUUUUCCCUGAAGUUUAAAAGGGCAGAGGAUUAUCCCAUUGACCUGUACUACCUGAUGGACUUGAGUUACUCCAUGAAGGAUGAUUUGGAGAAUGUGAAGAAUUUGGGAACGGACCUGAUGCGUGAGAUGCAGUCAGUCACAUCUGACUUCAGGAUUGGUUUUGGUUCAUUUGUGGAAAAGACUGUGAUGCCCUACAUCAGUACAACCCCUGCUAAGCUGCUGAAUCCCUGUACUUCCGAUCAAAACUGCACAAGCCCCUUCAGCUAUAAAAAUGUAUUAAGUCUGACUGAGGAUGGUCGCCAGUUUAACAGCCUAGUCAGCCGGCAACAGAUUUCUGGAAACCUGGACUCACCCGAGGGAGGCUUUGACGCCAUCAUGCAAGUUGCUGUCUGUGGGGAACAGAUUGGUUGGAGGAAUGUCACCCGACUACUAGUGUUUUCAACAGACGCUGGCUUUCACUUUGCGGGAGACGGUAAACUGGGUGGCAUUGUGCUUCCCAAUGAUGGAAAAUGCCACCUGAAGGAUAAUCUAUACACAAUGAGCCAUUACUAUGACUACCCUUCAAUUGCACACCUUGUACAGAAACUGAGCGACAACAACAUUCAGACCAUCUUUGCUGUGACUGAGGAGUUCCAGCCUGUCUAUAAGGAGCUUAAAAAUCUUAUUCCAAAGUCAGCUGUGGGAACGUUGUCUGCGAACUCCAGUAAUGUGAUCAAACUUAUCAUUGAUGCCUACAAUUCUCUGUCAUCCGAGGUGAUCCUGGAGAACAGCAAGCUGCCUGAGGGAGUGUCCAUCUCAUACGUGUCCCACUGCAUAAACGGAGUGAGUGAAACGGGAGACAAUGGAAGAAAGUGCUCAAAUAUCUCCAUUGGUGAUGAGGUGACCUUUGACAUAGCCAUCACCUCUAAGGGCUGCCCAUCACAUGGUACAUCAGAGGUGAAGAUCAAGCCACUGGGCUUCAAUGAGGAGGUAGUGGUUGUUCUAAACUUCAUCUGUGAGUGUGAAUGUUCCAAAAAAGGAAUACCCAAAAGUCCUGACUGUCACUUUGGCAAUGGAACCCUCGAAUGUGGAGCAUGCAGAUGCAAUGAGGGACGUAUUGGAAGGGUUUGUGAAUGUAGCAAAGAUGACGUCAGGGCAGAGGAUCUGGAUGCAAACUGCCGCAUGGACAACGGCACAGAUAUCUGUAGCAACAAUGGAGACUGUAUCUGUGGAACAUGUGAAUGCAAGAAGCGAGACAACCCAGAGGAGCGGUAUGAAGGGAAGUACUGUGAAUGUGACAACUUCAACUGUGACCGAUCCAGCAACAAACUAUGCGGAGGUCAUGGUCAGUGUGUAUGCAGAGUGUGCGUGUGUGAUGCAAAUUACACAGGCAGUGCAUGUGAUUGUCCCCUGGACAAGCAGCCCUGUGUGGCCAGUAAUGGGCAGAUCUGCAAUGGUCGUGGCACCUGUGACUGUGGAGUGUGUAAAUGCACCGACCCAAAGUUCCAGGGUCCCACCUGUGAGAUUUGCCCCACUUGUCCUGGAGUCUGCACAGAACACAAACCCUGUGUUCAGUGCCGUGCAUUUAACACUGGAGAGAUGAAAGAUGAAUGUGAAGAGAAAUGCAACUACUUUAAACUAACAAUGGUGAAGGAAAAGGAGGAUCUUCCUCAGCCAAACAGCAAGCCCUAUCUCAGUCACUGCAAAGAGCGUGAUGCCAAUGACUGCUGGUUCUUCUUCAUUUAUGCCACCAAGAAUGACAGUGUUGAGGUCUAUGUGGUCGACCAGCUGGAAUGCCCUACUGGUCCUGACAUUAUCCCAAUUGUAGCGGGUUUGGUUGCAGGCAUCGUUCUGAUUGGUCUGGCCUUGCUUUUCAUCUGGAAGCUGCUCAUGAUUAUUCAUGACCGCAGAGAGUUCGCAAAGUUUGAGAAAGAGAAGAUGAAUGCCAAGUGGGAUGCGGGUGAGAAUCCCAUUUAUAAGAGUGCAGUGACUACCGUGGUUAAUCCAAAAUACGAGGGAAAAUGAGGAACAAAUGGUCUAUAUCAAACACUGUGUCCAAAUAAAUUCAGGAGCAAAGGA
This is a messenger RNA of Ictalurus punctatus (channel catfish), 2759 nucleotides long. RefSeq names its product integrin, beta 1 (gene itgb1). The record is from RefSeq and is marked validated. Gene Ontology annotation, molecular function: fibronectin binding; collagen binding involved in cell-matrix adhesion; laminin binding. Gene Ontology annotation, cellular component: cell surface; integrin complex; focal adhesion. Lineage: Eukaryota; Metazoa; Chordata; Actinopteri; Siluriformes; Ictaluridae. Gene Ontology annotation, biological process: cell adhesion mediated by integrin; integrin-mediated signaling pathway; cell migration.